AUGAGCUUCUCAGCAAGACGAGUUUCAACCCUCAGGUCGGCCCUGCACGCGAGCCAAGAUGGUCGCCGCUUCUCCAUCCAUCCUGAAGAUGAAAACGUCUCUGCUCCGCACCGAACCCUCCGGGACCACCCAAGUCACAAACCACAUGCCGCGCUUGACAGCUCAAGAGCUUCGACUGGUGUCAUAUGGACGACCGAACAAGCAGCGCGCCAUGGCUUUCUCGAAGAGCCGCAGAAGUGGGCCAAUCUAGGUCAAGGUGCACCUGAAGUCGACGAUGAUAUUGACGGCUGUUUUCCUCGCCCAACUUCGAUCCCAUUGACCAACCAUGGACGAGAAUAUGGGCCAACGGCUGGCAUCAAGCCUCUUCGAGCCGCCGUUGCAAAGUUAUAUAACACCUUCUCUCAAUUUAUCGGCACUGAUGCUAAUCUGAGGGUACGCAAAGAUGACAACUACCGCCAGGGCAAAGAGAGCCAGUACUCGUGGGAGAAUGUAUGCAUUGUGCCAGGAGGAAGAGCAGGUUUGAUCAGAAUCGCUGCUGUAUUGGGCAAUGCGUAUCUCGGCUUUUUCAUUCCCGAUUAUACGGCCUACAACGAGAUGUUGUCGCUAUUUCGCAACUUUGUUGCUAUACCCACGCCUCUUUCUGCUGCUGACGGGUACCAUAUCCAUGCUGACAAAAUCGCCGACGAGCUGGCGCGCGGUACCAGUGUCAUCUUAACCUCGAAUCCUCGUAACCCAACUGGCCAUGCUUUGGUUCCCGAAGAGCUCGCCCUGAUCCAAGAUAUUUGCCGGGACAGAGCAACAUUGAUCUUUGAUGAGUUUUACGCUGGUUACAGAUACGACUCCAACUGCGAUGGGAGCACCAUCUCUGCUGCGUCUAAUGUUAUUGACGUUGAUCGAGACGACGUGAUCUUAAUUGACGGUCUCACAAAACGCUUCAGACUCCCAGGCUGGCGCGUCGCUUGGAUUGUUGGUCCGAAGGAAUUUAUCAAGGCGCUCAGCUCAAGUGGAAGCUAUCUCGAUGGUGGCUGCAAUGUACCUUUUCAAGAGGCUGCCGUUCCGAUGCUCGACCCUCCGAAAGUCAAGGCUGAAAUGAAAGCCCUUCAAAGUCACUUCAAGAUGAAGCGAGACUACGUCCUCAAAAGACUCGAAGAGAUCGGGUUCAGAUGGGGCGACCAGAACAUUCCGCAGUCGACCUUUUACAUAUGGUUGGAUUUGGCAUCGCUGGAACCUCCGUUGCCCAAGAACAGUCCGCUUGACAUCUCUAAUGGACUGUCAUUCUUUGACGCACUGUUCUUACUGGCUAACGGAUGUCGGCAGCUCCAAGAGCGAACCAUCGUAGUGCCGGGAAUCUUCUUCGACCUCAACCCAGCCAAGCGACGUGAUCUCUUCGACAGCCCUUGCCAUCACUUUGUUCGUAUCAGCUACGGUCCCAAGAUGGAGCAGCUGAAGAUGGGGAUGGACGGAAUUGAGAGAGUGGUCAAGCGUGCGAGAGGAGAGUUCGGAGAUUUCAACACCGCUAUCCACGAUGAGCCUGAGGGCAAGAGCCCUGGCAGCCCGAUUCAGUUCUGGAAGGGUCAGGGUCAGGGCGAACACUUUCAAUGA
Molecule: messenger RNA, 1602 nt
Organism: Fonsecaea nubica
Lineage: Eukaryota; Fungi; Ascomycota; Eurotiomycetes; Chaetothyriales; Herpotrichiellaceae
Exons: 11
Coding region: 1-1602 (533 amino acids)
Biological process (GO): biosynthetic process
Molecular function (GO): pyridoxal phosphate binding
Source: RefSeq, a predicted model, not a curated record